Messenger RNA from Rhopalosiphum maidis (corn leaf aphid), 1703 nucleotides. RefSeq names its product mitochondrial thiamine pyrophosphate carrier-like. The coding region runs from base 667 to 1629 and encodes 320 amino acids. The transcript has 7 exons. NCBI's taxonomy places the organism in Eukaryota, Metazoa, Arthropoda, Insecta, Hemiptera, Aphididae. Gene Ontology annotation, cellular component: mitochondrial inner membrane. The record is from RefSeq and is a predicted model, not a curated record. Gene Ontology annotation, molecular function: thiamine transmembrane transporter activity. Gene Ontology annotation, biological process: thiamine pyrophosphate transmembrane transport.
GAUCGAUCCACAAAAAGCGGUGUCCUGUUAAUCGUAAGCUUCUGAGAAUUUUUUUCUAUUUCUUUAUUAUUAUUUAUCAUAUUAUUCUUACCGUGACUUAUGUCAUCUCUGCACGAUAUGCGUCCACUCGUAUUCGGUGGUGGUUUGACAAACAUAUAUCCAUCGCCCUGCAUUUAUUGUUGUUGAUCGUCGUCGGCCGUCGCCGUGUACCUUCGUACGUUUUGUCUAGAAAACAUGAUUGUCGAUAAAAAAAAUUACUGCAUUCAUGUUGUGGCAACCACAUUAUCGUUGUUUGAUAUAUUUUUUCAAAUAGCAGUAGAUUGCAACUUAUGUGCGUUUCAGAGCUUUGAGCUGUGUGAAUCGGAUAAGCACCUACUUAUUUAGUUAGUAUAAUGGACUAGUCAAUGCUCGAUGAUGAUCUGUCCAUAUAUCUUAUUGGCAGAAAUGGCACUUAAAUGUUUUCUGGUCUUAAAGAACGUGCCCAUUACUCAGACCUACUGAAAUACUGAAACCAUUGUCAAUUCUCACUGCCUUCAUUUUUAUGUGUUUGUUUUACUUCGUAUUACCAAUGUGUAUUUGAUUGCCACUUGGGAUACUAAAUAUUAAAGCAAAAGAGUAUAAUUUCAUUAUAAUUUAUGUACAUCUGUGAACUAAAGGAUUUCAUUGAUGUCGUUAAAUAUUAGCAAUACUGUAAAAGAUAAGACAUGGUUAUUACAUAGCACGGCUGGUGCGUGCAGUGGAGCUUUUACUCGUUUGGUUUGUCAACCACUUGAUGUGCUCAAAAUACGAUUUCAGUUGCAAGUUGAGCCAUUAUCAAAAAAUUCAAAUAACUCUAAGUACAAAUCUAUUCACCAAUCAAUUAGUCUUAUAUACAAAGAAGAAGGUUUUAAGGCAUUAUGGAAAGGUCUUUUACCUGGACAGUUCCUAUCAACUACUUAUGGAUUAACACAAUUUCUAGUCUUUCAAAAAACUCUGGCAUUACUAUCAACAACAGAAAAAGAAUUAAAUCAGACCUCUAGUGUUCAUUUUCUCUGUGGGGUUACAUCCGCCACUUCUGCUACUUUGAUGUCAUAUCCAUUCGAUGUUGUGCGCACUCGACUAGUUGCUCAAAAAUCUAAUCAGGUCUAUGCAAAUAUGAGAAGUGUGGCCAUAUCUAUGUUUAGGAUGGAAGGUGUAUCUGCAUGCUACAGAGGAUUUUUUCCUACUAUAAUGCAAAAUGCAUUACAAGGCGGAUUCUUGUUCAUGUUUUAUAACACAUUUUCAAAGUUGUCUUCUACUAAUACUAGUACUAAUACAACUGUUCAUGAUGACCGCAUAAAUAGUGUUAAACAAUUCAGUUCUGGAUUUUUAGCGGGUGUAUCAGCAAAAACAAUUGUGUACCCACUAGACGUAAUAAAAAAACGGCUACAAUUACAAGAUUUUGUUCAUUCUAGGGAAGAUUUUGGCAAGAAAUUUAUGUGCAAUGGAUUAUUGGAUUGUAUCUAUGUGACAAUUAAAGAAGAAUCUUUUAAUGGUCUUUUUAAAGGACUGUCUCCAUCAUUGAUAAAAGCUGGUUUUACAACUGCGUUACAUCUAACUUUUUAUGAACAAACCCUUAAGUUACUUCAAUCUUUAGUCAACAAUUUUUAGUUAAUAGCUAUAAAGUACUUUGAUUACCUUUUUUUUAGAAAUAUAGUUUGAAAAUAAAUUACCAAGUAACUGAU